AUGACUACAAGAAAUGUAACCACAGUGAGUGGCUUCCUCCUCCUGGGGUUCUCUGACACCCGUGAGCUGCAGAUCCUACAUGCUUUGCUCUUCUUAGUGAUGUACCUGUGGGGCUUGGCAGGGAACUUUGUCAUCAUCACCAUCACAACGCUGGACCCACAGCUCCAAUCUCUAAUGUUCUACUUCCUGAAGCACCUUUCCCUUCUUGACCUUUCUUCCCUGUCUGUAACUGUCCCCCAGUCUAUUCACAAUUCCCUGAAUGGCAGUGGCUGCAUUUCCUAUGUGCAGUGUGCACUACAGGUUUUCUUCUUCACAUAUUUGAGCUGGGUUGAGUUAGCCAUCCUCACAGUGAUGUCCUAUGACCGCUAUGUGGCCAUCUGCCUCCCACUGCACUAUGAGGUCAUCAUGAGUCCCAGAACCUGUAGGUGGACUGUGACAGCUGUGUGGAUAAGUGGAAGCUUCUCAGGAACCUUGUACACAGCAACCACAUUCUCAAUCAGAUUCUGCAAAGCCAAAAUAAUUCAUCAGUUCUUCUGUGAUGUCCCCCAAUUGCUCAAGCUCUCCUGCUCCAAUGACUACCUUGGAGUGAUUGAUGUGGUUGCUUUCGUGACUGCUGUGUCAUUUGCCUGCUUCAUCGCCAUCACCCUCUCCUAUGUCCAGAUAUUCUCCACAGUCCUCAGAAUGCCCUCUUCUGAAGGUCGGUCUAAGGUCUUCUCCACCUGUCUGCCCCACCUCUAUGUGGUUUCUUUUUUUCUGUUUACAGGUGUCUGUGCAUACCUAAAGCCACUUUCAGACUCAACAACUGCUCUAGACCUCAUGCUCCCUUUUUUUUACACAGUACUAUCCCCAACACUCAACCCUGUUAUCUACAGUCUGAGGAAUGAGGCCAUGAAAAGAGCUGUAAGGAAGCUAUGGUUGGAUACAGAAUUUACUGGUUGA
Molecule: messenger RNA, 939 nt
Organism: Nannospalax galili (Upper Galilee mountains blind mole rat)
Lineage: Eukaryota; Metazoa; Chordata; Mammalia; Rodentia; Spalacidae
Product: olfactory receptor 14J1-like
Exons: 1
Coding region: 1-939 (312 amino acids)
Biological process (GO): G protein-coupled receptor signaling pathway
Cellular component (GO): membrane
Molecular function (GO): G protein-coupled receptor activity; odorant binding; olfactory receptor activity
Source: RefSeq, a predicted model, not a curated record